AUCAAAAUUCCUUUGAACAACAAUGGAGGCUUCGUCUUCUAGAAACAAACCUCAUGGUUCAAGUUUUCAUCACCAUUUUCAACGAUCCACUUCACCUUCGGGUCGGUUCUGCUCGUACUCAAUGUCUUCAACUUCACCUAGUUUUUCCAGUUUCUCCAACAGGGAUUCCGAUUUCAUGACCCGAUCCACAUCCCCAACCCGGGUGAAUCUUCGCCGAUCUGUCUCCCCAUCGCCGAAUGUAAGGUUUUCCGCCUCUGCCGGCCGUUCGAUUUCAGUUUACCCUCAUCAACAAAAGCAGAACAGUAGGCCGUUGCCGUCUAAUCAGAAGAAAACAUGCAUGUGUUCGCCGACAACGCAUCCAGGCUCAUUCCGUUGCAGUCUUCACAAGAAUAUGAGCCAAAAUCGGAGUCAUUCCAACUCCUCUUAUCGAUCAAGCUAUCACCUGAAUAUGCGUAGAUCGGCCAUGACAAACUCACUUGUUCGGAUUGGAACUGUAGAAGGUGAACUGGUUAAGAGAGCGCUUGCCGCUUUGAUCCGUCCAUCUUCUCAUCAUCUCAGGCGAAGAGACGAUUUUCAGCCGCGACCUAGCCGGCUCUCCGUCAUGUCCAAGGCCGAAAAUUCAUGAGGGUUUUGUGAAUCGCUUUUUAUGUACAGUUCGUGAUUAAGCAUCAACUCACUGAGUCAGCAGGGGAUGACUCGGGAAAGGCCUUAUGCCUUUUUUUGUAGUUUUCAGGCGAAAACUCCCAAACCCCAAAAAUUUUGUAUUUUUUGGUUUUUUUUUGAGUACUGCAGCAUGUCAUAUACAGCUUUCAAUAUAUCACAGUAUAAUCUAAAGAUUUACAAUUAACUGAACAUCCGUCAAAA
This is a messenger RNA of Solanum dulcamara, 864 nucleotides long. RefSeq lists its product as uncharacterized. NCBI's taxonomy places the organism in Eukaryota, Viridiplantae, Streptophyta, Magnoliopsida, Solanales, Solanaceae. The coding region runs from base 23 to 625 and encodes 200 amino acids. The record is from RefSeq and is a predicted model, not a curated record. The transcript has a single exon.